AAUGACGUCACGGGAAGGGGCAGCUCACCCCACCCCUGCAAGAUAGAGAAGUUCAAGUUAAUCGUAUGAACGAAAGUAGAGGAUAUUGGUUCAUAUUGCAUCCGAACGAUUUCACGUAGCCUACGCGUACUACAAAGUAUGGCAGGAAACCAUUUGGCUGGAUCUCAGGAGGUUAAAGCAUCGUAUAAAGUUUCCCCAACAGAGACGAAGGGCAGGACCUCUGAACUCCUCCUCAGCUCUGAGCAGUUCAAGACUGAGAAGCUGAAGGACAGAGACAACAUAUACACCAUCAUGGCCCCAGCCAACAGGACGCGCAUGGCUCUGCUGAUCACCAAUGUGCGGUUUGACCACUUGAAUCAUCGGGAUGGUGCUGAGAAAGACGAGGAGGAUAUGAGCAAACUGCUGAUCUCACUGGGAUACAACGUGGAGCAACACAGAGACCUCAGUGGAGCGGAGAUGGACGAGGCUGUCAAAAGGUUUUCUAAAGACCCCCGUCUGGCCGCGACAGACUCUGUCUUUGUGGUCAUCAUGUCCCAUGGGGUGAAGGGAGCCAUUUUAGGCGUCCAUCACUGCGAUGGAGACCCCGACCAGUUCCCCAUUGACAAUAUCUACAAACACUUGGAUUCGGCUCAUUGUCCAAAACUGCUCAACAAACCCAAAGUCAUCAUCAUCCAAGCCUGCAGAGGAGUGGAUGAUGGCUCUGCGAUAGUCUGCGAUGGGCCUGGGUCUGUCCCAGAGCAGGCCCCGGUAGUGCAGGUGGAUGCGGCCCUCCCACCUCACCUGGCAGAUGAAGUGGACGCAGACAUCGAGGAGGAUGCUAUUCACAGGGUGCACAAAGAAAAAGACUUUAUUUCACUUCUGUACACGGUGUCGUAUAGACAAAAAAGCCAAGGUUCUUUUUUAAUCCAACACAUUGUGGAGAUCUUCAACCGCCACGCACACAAGGACCACAUCGACGAACUCUUCAGAAAGGUCCUGAAGCGUUUUGAAGAUGAGCCACCUUCAGCAGAUACAAGACAGAUGGCUGUCAAAGAACGAAGCACCUUAACCAGAAUGUUUUACCUCUUCCCAGGGCCGGAUCUGUCCGAUAAGCAGCUCCUGGAGGUGGCCCAAAGGCUGGGACAGGAGUGGGAGCCGGCUGCCAUCCACCUGGGGCUGAAGACAGAAGAUCUGGAGGCCAUCAAGGCAAAACAUAGAUCUGUGGCCAUGCAGAAGCUGCAGAUGUUGGUGCUGUGGAAGCGCCGAAGACCACCAGGAGAGGCCACAGCUCUGGACCUGCUGGAAGGUCUGAAAGACCUGGAGGACCUACCGGACAAUACUCCUCUGUCAUUAAUCGGGGAACUUCAAAGGAUCCGUUCUGAAUUUGUGACGAUAGUUACAACCUCAGUUAUCAAAGGUCUCCUGAAUGAUCUUUGGCAGCAGCACGUGUUCAGUACUGAGGAAACUGAAUAUAUGAUGGAGGACUUCACAACAAGUGCAGACAUGGCACGUUGUCUGAUCAAAAUGGUGAUCGGGAAAGGGGAGAGAGCAAGUCACAUAAUGAUUGACAGUAUGAAGAAAAGGGACCCUGACUUAUGCUCCACCCUGGGUCUGAUCUCUUCUCCUGCUGGUGUGGGACAUGGGGACGACAAGAUGCUAGUAAAGCCGAAGGAACCAACGUUUCUUUCAAGGGGGGAACUUCAAAGGAUCCGUUUUGAAUUUGUGAAGAGAGUUACAACCUCAGUUAUCAAAGGUCUCCUGGAUGAUCUUUUGCAGCAGCACGUGUUCAGUACUGAGGAAAAGGACUAUAUGAUGGACUACAGAACAAGAGCAGACAUGGCACGUCGUCUGAUCGACAUGGUGAUGACGAAAGGGGAGAAAGCAAGUCACAUAAUGAUUGACGGUAUGAAGAAAAGGGACCAUCACCUAUGCUCCACCCUGGGUCUGAUCUCUUCUCCUGCUGGUGUGGGGCGCAAUCUGUCCGAUAAGCAGCUCAGGAAGGUGUCUGAAAUGCUGGGACAGGAGUGGGAGCUGGUGGCCAUCCACCUGGAGCUGAGCACCAUAGAUCUGGACGUCAUCAAGGCAGACAGACAGACGGAUGUGGCCAUGCAGAAAUACAAGAUGUUGGUGCGGUGGAGGGGCCAAAGACCACCAGGAGAGGCCACAGCUCAGGACCUGCUGAGAGGCCUGGAAGACCUGGAGGACCUACCGUUCAAGACUCGUCUGUUAUUGACAGAUUAUUGGACCGGCGAGGAGUUACCAAAUCUAUUGGAAAGAUUCCUAAACCAGUUCCAGAGGUCCAACGAGAAUGAGAGCCAUAUGCACGCUGUGUCCUCCACUGAAUCCAACACCCCUGGGUCUGCUCCACAACUCCCUCAAGCAACAGAGGAAGAGGAAGAGGAUACACCAUAUCCCAUGAAGGCUCAACCGAAAGGCUACUGCUUGAUCGUCAACAACUUUGACUUCAGCGAUUCCGGUCGGAACCUAGGUCAACGGAUGGGGACAGACAUUGAUAAAGAGAGCCUGAGGAGUGUGUUCACCUGGCUGGGCUUCAAGGUUAAGGUGCUGCAGGACCUCACCAGAGCCCAGAUGCUCUCCUCCAUGCGGGAGCUGGCCAGCAGGGACCACAGUUGGAUGGACUGCGUGGCUUGCGUGGUACUGAGCCACGGCCUGGAGGGCGGCGUGUACGGGGUGGACGGGAAGGUGGUCCAGCUGAAGGAGCUCGCUGACUUCCUGAAUGGGGUAAGGUGCGCCUCUCUGAGAGGGAAGCCCAAGCUGUUCUUCAUCCAGGCCUGCCAGGGCAACAAGAGGGAGCAGGCGGUCCCCGUCCUGGACAACAGACCCGCCCCCCCAGAGGUCAGCGACCAAACCGACGGACCCAGUAGCACUGGGGACCACACCCAGACGGACGGACCCAGCAGCACUGGGGACCACACCCAGACGGACGGACCCAGCAGCACUGGGGACCACACCCAGACGGACGGACCCAGCAGCACUGGGGACCACACCCAGACGUACGGACCCAGCAGCACUGGGGACCACACCCAGACGUACGGACCCAGCAGCACUGGGGACCCCUGCAGCGACGCCGUGGAGGAGUGGAUACCCACCUCGGCAGAUUUCCUGACCGCCAUGGCUACCACUCCCUCCUAUCUCUCUAUGAGAGACGAGGACCAAGGCUCCUGGUUCAUCCAGUCCUUGUGCCAUAACCUUGUGAAGUUGGUUCCUGGUGGCAAAGACUUAGCCAGGAUCCUGACGACGGUUAACAAAAAUGUGAGCAAGAAGUCCAACCGCAUCGGCGGACGCAGACAGAUGCCCCAACAUCAAACCUCUCUGCGGACAGAUCUGGUCUUCCCCGUCCCUGAAGACCCUCCUCCCCGUCUGCCCACCAGUCCCUAGCUACCAAGGCUCUGCUCCAAUUGGUCGACUGGUGCUGUCACGUUAAAAUUGUACCGGGGGCGAAAAUUGUACCGGCCUACGUCAUCGUUUGUUUACAUCCUGACAACCUGACAACCUGCCCUGCAACAGACGACGCGAUGCAGAAAACAUGUUUCCAAACGACGAAAUAACAUAAUACAGAUAGCGGAUCGCUAUCUGUAUUAUGAUAGAUAGCGAUAACACUUGUUUUUACUUUAUAUUUGUAUUGUAUUUAAUUGUUUAAUCGAAGCAAUAAAACAAUUUGCCCGCGAAACGGGCGAUCGCGUCAAAUGACGCGUCAAAUCAUGUAGGAAGGUUCUUGAACAUUCUAUGUUACUAUGAAACCUGCUUAAAACAAUCAGUUUACUAGCUAAAUUCGAUUAAACAAUUCAAUACAAUACAAAUAUAAAGUAAAAACGAGUGUUAUCUAGCGAUCCGUUAUCUGUAUUAUGUUUUAAGAACCCUCCUACGUCAUUUGACGCGAUCGCCCGUUUCGCGGGCAAAUAUUUUUAUUGUUUCGAUUAAACAAUUAAAUACAAUACAAAUAUAAAGUAAAAACAAGUGUUAUCGCUAUCUAUCAUAAUACAGAUAGCGAUCCGCUAUCUUUAUUAUGUUAUUUCGUCGUUUGGAAACAUGUUUUCUGCAUCGCGUCGUCUGUUGCCGGGCAGGUUGUCAGGAUGUAAACAAACGAUGACGUAGGCCGGUACAAUUUUCGCCCCCGGUACAAUUUUAACGUGACAGUGCCCUCAAUGGUGCUUAUGUUGUCCCAGAUGUGAGUGUACGAAUCUGGAUCUCCACAUAGUGCACUACUUAAUAUCCAAAAAUGCACCAUAAAGAUUCAAGAUUCAAUACUUUAUUGCCAUACAACUCUGUACGAGUUGCUAGGGAUUUGUUUCAGUGUGCUCAUGACAGUACAUGACAGUACAAGACCCACACAAAAGACACAUAAAACAUAGAACAUCAUUUCAUCCAUGGAAUAUCCUUCCAAGGCUCCCACACAUAAGACAUAUAGCCCACUUCCACCUGGUUGACAGGCCAGGGUAAGUGCUGUAUGUUUGAUUAAAGUGACCGGUGCUUAUAGGUGCAAGUGAUGUGCAAAAUGGAGCAAUUCAUGUGCAAAUCUGCAUAAGGUCCAAUAAAUAAGUACAUAGUUAAGAAAACUCACAUUAUAUAAAAACAGAGUAGAAAUGAGUGCGUAUUAUACUAUGCAGGGCCACUGGGGGAGUCUGCAUUCCUGAUACACUGGUGUAGGGAUGAAGAGUUGUUAAGAGCUUUAAUGGUCCUGCAGUAUGUGCUGUUGAGGAAGCGGGAGGUUUUAGUUUUGAUGGCCCUCAACCUCCUACCUGAUGGGAGUGGAUUGAAGAGGGAGUUAGCAGGGUGUAAUUUAUCCUGAAGAGUUGUCAGGCCUCUACUGUGGAUACGGGCCUCGUAGAUGUCUGAGAUGGGAGGGAGACUGCAGCCAACUAUCUUGGAGGCCGUAUGGACAAUCCUGUCUAGUCGCAUCCUCUGCUGGACAGUAGGGUUGCCGUACCAGACUGUGAUUGAGAACGUAAGGACGCUCUCACAGGUGGCUCGGUAGAGCUGCUGCAUCCCCUUGCAGGCCACCCCAAACUUCUUUAGUUGGCGGAGGAAAAAGAGCCUCUGGUGGGCUGUUUAAAUAAUAGCAGUGAUGUUAUCUUCCCAUUUCAGAGAGGAGGAGAUUAUUGUGCCCAGAUAUUUGAAGCUGUCUACCCGUUCCUCCACCGCCGCAUUGAUAGACAGAGGUGGGGUCUCCUUCCUCUGUCUUCGGAAGUCCACCACUAGCUCCUUAGUUUUUAUAAUAUUUAGCUCUACAUUGUAAAAACAAAAACGUAAAAAUUAUUGGUCUCAUUAUGAUUUCUGAGUAAAAUGAAUAUAAAACAUUAAGUAUUCAUGUCAACUGUGCAAUGCAAUUUAGUCCAACCAACAAUGUUGAGUUUUGGGUCAAGAGUUGGGCUCACUGUAGUAGUGUAGGGUUUAAGUCAGACUCUGUCUGAGGCUGGGCCAACUACGGUGCACAUGCGCAUUUCGACACUUUGGAAAAUACGGGGUUUCCUAACGGAAACUACCCCCCGGGGAGUCUGGGUAUUUGUGAUGCCGGUUGGGAAAAAGGGGUUUAUUGCCUUUUGUCAAUUUGUUUCUGUUAGGUUAAGUGGGGUUAACGGGUUUGGGGUCUUUAUUGUUUGUGCGUAGUGUUGCCGCCACCGUUACAGAGACUUGCAUGUCCGUUGUUUGGGUGUGCGGUGCGCUGUGUGUUGUGGUUGUGUGUUAAAUAAAGGCAGCUCUCGGGAUCGUGCGGUGUAUGAGGCACGAUAGUUGCGUCACCGUUUAACCUGGGCUCCCGUCUCGUGCAGAACAAGUUUGACCAUAAUGUCAAACUUGUUCUGCACUUUGGUUUGCUGCAUUUAGACAGCGAUUCUCUGCUGCUGAACUAGCUACAUGUUGCUUGUUCUAUUGCUGUCUGGCAUUCAGAAAUGUAAAAUGGAAGUUUCCAAUUAUUAAUUUUAAUAAAGUGAACUUAAAACUUGUUUUGCAUUCUUUGAAAUGUUUUUUUUUUUUAAUAAUAAUAACCUUAAUUUGAAAUAUUAAGUUAACAACCCUGACUUACUUUUUUGAGUUUUGUAAAAUAUAAAAAUCUUAAUUGGUAUAACUCUAACUUUCAAGUUUGUCUCAAGAAGAAAAUGACCUUUUGUUGGGCUCAAAACUCAAAAAUGUAUUGCAGUAAGUUGCCUUGCAAUUUUGAGUUUUCUCAACUUUUUAUUUUUUACAGUGUAGGUUGUGGUGGGAACACCAUUCAGUUAAAGAAAGGAAGUCAUUUCUGUAGGCACUGUCACCCCCCUGUCAUCCCCUGAAAUCAACCCUAUCAAGGUUGUAUCAUCAGCGAGUUUAAGCAUUUUCACUGAGUCACUGUGUGAUAUGCAGUCAUUAGUGUACAGAGAAUAUAACAGAGGUGAUAAUACACACCCCUGGGGGGCACCAGUGCUAAUGUGUUUGGCCUGUGACAACUUGUUAUUGAUUUUGACAACUUGUGUUCUUUGCUGUAGGAAAUCUAAAAUCCAGUGACAUAAGGAGUUCUGGACACCCAUGUUUUGGAGUUUAUAGAAAAGUUUGCUGGGUACAAUCAUAUUAAAAGAAGAGCUGUAGUCUAUAAAAAGUACCGUUGCGUGGUUGCCUGGGGACUCGAGAUGUUGUAGAAUAGAGUGGAUACCAAGUGACACAGCAUCCUCAACAGACCCAUUAGUCCUAGGCCUAUAUGCAAACUGAAAGGGGUCUAGACAGACAGAUUUGGACAGAUGAUCACAUGAUUUUUUCAAAGAUUUUCAUUAUGACAGAUGUAAGAGCUACCGGUCUAUAAUCAUUUAAACCAGUGAUGCUGGGCUUCUUGGGCACCGGAAUAAUAACAGCUGACUUAAAACAUGUGGGGACUCUGCAUUCCCUCAGAGACCAGUUAAAAAUGUCUGAGUACUGGGGUCAGUUCAUCAGCACAAUGUUUGAUGGUAUAGCAGAGGAUACGAGGUCAGGGCCUGCGGCUUUCCUACAACUCUGCUUUUUUAGUAGCCGCCUAACCUCAUCCUCCUGUAUGACAAAAGGCGGUGCUACUGGGGUUUUGAUGCCCGUUGGUUGUAUAAGGGCAUCAUCCCGAUCUUUGUCAAAGCGGCAAUAAAAUUCAUUAAGACUGUCAGGCAGCCUUCAUUAAGACUGUCAGGCAUGUCAUCAAAUAAAUAAAGAAGUUUAUGGGACUUUCUCAAUCUGUGUUCUUGACUGUUGUGUAUCAUCACUUUGUGCAGAUCAAGUACUGUCCCCAAUACAGAACUUUGCAUUACACAA
Molecule: messenger RNA, 7242 nt
Organism: Gadus chalcogrammus (walleye pollock)
Lineage: Eukaryota; Metazoa; Chordata; Actinopteri; Gadiformes; Gadidae
Exons: 18
Coding region: 139-3378 (1079 amino acids)
Biological process (GO): signal transduction; proteolysis; regulation of apoptotic process
Molecular function (GO): cysteine-type endopeptidase activity; protein binding
Source: RefSeq, a predicted model, not a curated record